AUGAAUUAUGUGGAAAGAAAAAAAAAAAAAAAAAAAAAAGAAAAACUAAAAAACAAAUAUAAAAAGGAGCCCAUGAAGAGAAAGGACGCAAUUAAAUAUAUCAGCGGUUUAAUCGUACUGUUUUUGCAUGGGGCUAAAAUAAAUUGUAAAGAAAGGAAUUUCUUUUUUUCGCCUAAGAACACUGUUUCGUAUGCAGGCUGGAGAAGAAAAAGUAAUAGUUGGGUUGUUUUGCAGAAAUAUUACAACUACCAUACCGGUGACGGAAAAGAGGAAAUAAUUCAAGAACAUUUAAAAAAAAAAGGUAAAAAAACAGAGAGAAGAAAAAAGAAUUUAGUAAGACACUUCAUUACUAGAAGGGGAUAUGUCCCAAAUAAGUUUAAUCAUAUGAGAAAAAAAAAGAUCAAUCAGUUUGUUCUAUGUAUUGAUAAGAAGAAAAAUGAGCAUAGCAAUGAUAUGCUCAGCUUUAUCAAUGAAAGGGGAAAGGUGAAUUAUGACGAAAAGGAUUUACUUACAGUGGGAGACAAGAAUGAGAAUGGAAAAAAGAAAAAUAGUAAUAACACUGAUUAUAAAAAUCGCAUUCUUAAUGAAGAUGACGUAUCGUACAAAUAUGUAGAAGAAAUGGAAUUAAAAAAAAUUAACAUUCGUGGUGUAGACAUUGAAUAUCGAAUAUACAAUUUAGAAGAGGGAAUAUACAUUGUUGAUAAUGAAAAUUAUGAAAAGAUAAAAAAUUUAUGGAAUGAAGAAGAAUUAAAAAAAGCAAAAGAAAAUUUUCAAGGAUUUUUUGGAAUAAAAAAUCAAGGUAUUAAAGAUGAUGGUUGGAUUAUGUUACCAUUUGACUAUGAUGAAAAUAAAAAUAUAAAGUUGGUGAAAGCAGAUUUUGAUAAUCCGAUGUAUGAUUAUAUAAUUACCUAUUACGACAAGGAACGAAAUUAUUAUUUUGAAUAUAAAAGAAGAAAUUAUUAUAAAAUGUUUCGUAACACAAUACAUGAAAUUCCACCAUACAAAUCUCAGUUAGAAGAAGACAGAAGAUAUUAUGGAAAAGAAAUUAUUAUACCUAAAAAAAAGUUAGAUAAUGAAAUUUUUAGACAACCAAUGCUAAGUGAUGUUUUGACAGGUGGCUGUAGUAGAGAACCCAUAGGAUUAGAGUCAUGGAGACAUGUUAAGUAUCCCUAUGGGAAUUUAAUUGAAUAUCAGAAAUAUAGUCAACUUUACUGUAUUAAAAAGAAUGGGAAUAAGAAGCCAAGUAUGAGAUAUCAUUACUUAGGGAAUAGUAAUUUAGCUGUUUCUGAAAUUUGCUUAGGUACCAUGAAUUUUGGAAAUUAUGUAAAUGAAAAAUUAGCACAUGAAUUAUUUGAUUAUGCGUAUGAAGAAUUUCAAGUGAACUUUUUCGACACUGCAGAAAUAUAUCCCUUACCUGUUAGUGAGAAUUAUUUUGGAUUAUCGGAGGAAAUUUUGGGAAAUUGGAUUAAAGCUAAGGGGAAGGCCAACAGACACAAGUUUGUCAUUGCUACGAAAAUUUGCGGUAGAACUGAUAAAAUUCCGUGGGCUAAAAAAUACAAAAGAGGAAUAAAAAGAAUGGAUGACUUAGCGAGUGAUGCAAAUGAUACAGAACAUGAGCUACAAAGGAAAAAUAAGGACAAUGUGAAUGAUUUGUAUGACUCAAAAGAGAAAAACAAAAGUUCGAUUGAAAAAUUAGAGGCCUUAAAAAAAAAAGAAGAAUUAUAUUUGAAAGGGGACAAAGGAAUGGUGGAAAAAAUGAAGGAACUAGAAAAAUGGAAGAAUAUCCAAAGACAAGAAAAUGACCUUAUAACACUUAGUAAGGAGAGCAUAAUUUCCAGUGUAGACAAUUGCUUGACGAGACUCAAAACGAAUUACAUUGAUUUGUUACAACUACAUUGGCCCGAUAGAUAUUAUCCUAAUCAAUCAUCUGGUGAUUAUAGCGAUGUGCUUUAUGAUUAUAAUAAGUAUUAUGAUGAUUUUGUGCCGUUCGUAGAACAACUGCAAGCAAUUAAUGAGCUAAAAAAAAAAGGGAAAAUAAGAGAAUGGGGAUUAAGUAAUGAAACACCUUUUGGAUUAUUAAAAUUUUAUGAAUUAUGCAAACAGUUAAAUAUAUCUCCACCUGUAUCAGUACAGUUAGAGUACAAUUUAUUAUGUCGUAAUGACGUAGAAAAAGGAUUUCUUGAAAUCUGUAGACCACAAAAUACGAACGUUUCCAUUUUGGCAUAUUCACCACUAUGUGCCGGUAUAUUAACAGGAAAAUAUUUAGAAUAUACAGAUUAUACAACAAAAGGAAGAAUGCAAAAAUUCCCUUCCUAUAUGAAAAGAUUAAGAGGAUCUAUAGCUACAUAUAUCAUUAGAGAGUUAUAUUAUUUAAGUCAGAAAUAUUAUUUCCCAAAUUUAACUGUGGCUGCUUUGAAAUGGGUUUAUACAAGAUCAUUUGUUACUUCCACCGUUAUUGGUAUCUCAGAUUUUUUGCAACUUCGAGAAAAUUUGUAUUCACUCACAGAGGAUGUGCUAUUUACGGAUAAGUUGGAACGCGAAAUAAAUGCAUUGCAUUGGAAGUUCAGGGAUCCCAUCCGGAUUAUCCAGUGA
Molecule: messenger RNA, 2592 nt
Organism: Plasmodium gonderi
Lineage: Eukaryota; Apicomplexa; Aconoidasida; Haemosporida; Plasmodiidae
Product: aldehyde reductase
Exons: 1
Coding region: 1-2592 (863 amino acids)
Source: RefSeq, a predicted model, not a curated record